Molecule: messenger RNA, 3055 nt
Organism: Cebus imitator (Panamanian white-faced capuchin)
Lineage: Eukaryota; Metazoa; Chordata; Mammalia; Primates; Cebidae
Gene: SPIRE1
Product: spire type actin nucleation factor 1
Exons: 16
Coding region: 42-2273 (743 amino acids)
Biological process (GO): actin filament network formation; actin nucleation; intracellular transport
Cellular component (GO): cell cortex; cytoplasmic vesicle membrane
Molecular function (GO): actin binding
Source: RefSeq, a predicted model, not a curated record
GGCACACGGCGCUACUGCCGAGCGCAGCGCCCACCCGCGCGAUGGCUCAGGCCGCCGGCCCGGCUGGCAGCGGGGAGCCGCGGGCUGAGGCGGUGGGCGGCGAGGGGCUGCGGGAGCCCCGGGCAGCCGGCGGCGAUGCCGGGGGCUCGCAGGACGCACUGAGCCUGGAGGAGAUCCUGCGGCUCUACAACCAGCCCAUCAACGAGGAGCAGGCGUGGGCCGUGUGCUACCAGUGCUGCGGCUCCCUGCGCGCCGCCGCCCGCCGCCGCCAGCCCGGCUGCCGCGUGCGCUCGGCUGCGCAGAUCCGCGUCUGGAGGGACGGCGCAGUCACCCUGGCGCCCGCGGCCGACGACGCGGGAGAGCCGCCUCCCGUUGCGGGUAAAUUGGGAUAUUCACAAUGUACAGAAACAGAGGUCAUUGAAUCUUUGGGAAUUAUUAUUUAUAAAGCACUGGACUAUGGUUUGAAGGAGAAUGAAGAAAGGGAAUUAAGCCCUCCCCUCGAGCAGCUCAUCGAUCACAUGGCCAACACGGUAGAAGCUGAUGGGAGCAAUGAUGAGGGCUAUGAGGCUGCAGAAGAAGGCCUGGAAGAUGAAGAAGAUGAAAAGAGAAAAAUCUCAGCUAUUCGGUCAUAUAGAGAUGUCAUGAAGUUGUGUGCUGCUCAUCUCCCUACUGAAUCAGACGCACCAAAUCAUUAUCAGGCAGUAUGCCGCGCCCUGUUUGCAGAAACAAUGGAGCUCCAUACAUUUCUGACCAAAAUUAAGAGUGCAAAGGAGAAUCUUAAGAAGAUUCAAGAAAUGGAAAAGAGUGAUGAAUCUAGCACAGACCUGGAAGAGCUGAAAAAUGCUGACUGGGCACGAUUCUGGGUACAGGUGAUGAGGGAUUUGAGGAAUGGGGUAAAACUUAAGAAGGUCCAAGAACGGCAGUACAAUCCGUUGCCCAUUGAAUAUCAGCUCACCCCUUAUGAGAUGCUAAUGGAUGACAUUCGCUGCAAAAGAUAUACUUUGCGAAAAGUGAUGGUGAAUGGUGAUAUUCCCCCUCGGUUAAAAAAGAGUGCUCAUGAAAUCAUCCUCGACUUCAUCAGAUCCAGACCUCCUUUAAAUCCAGCCUCAGCCAGAAAACUGAAACCAACCCCACCACGGCCACGCAGCCUCCAUGAAAGAAUAUUAGAAGAAAUUAAAGCAGAAAGAAAGCUGCGGCCUGUCUCACCAGAGGAGAUUAGACGUAGCAGAUUAGAUGUAACUACCCCUGAAACUACGAAGAAUCUUGUGGAGCCAUCUGUGGUAAAUGGAGGUUUGACAUCACAAACAAAAGAAAAUGGGUUAAGUACCGAUCAACAGGUGCCUGCACAGCGGAAGAAGCUCCUCAAAGCCCCAACUCUGGCCGAACUGGACAGCUCUGAGUCUGAGGAGGAAACCCUGCACAAGUCGACCAGCAGCAGCAGCGUGUCUCCCUCUUUCCCUGAAGAUCCAGUCCUGGAGGCCAUGUCCACGAGGAAGAAGCCUCCAAAGUUCCUGCCCAUAUCAUCAACACCCCAGCCAGAGAGACGGCAGCCACCCCAGAGACGACAUUCCAUUGAAAAGGAAACGCCUACUAACGUGAGGCAGUUCCUGCCUCCUUCCAGGCAGAGUUCCCGCUCUCUUGAGGAAUUCUGCUACCCAGUGGAAUGUCUCGCUCUUACUGUGGAAGAAGUGAUGCAUAUUCGCCAGGUCCUGGUGAAGGCAGAGCUGGAAAAAUACCAACAGUAUAAAGACAUCUACACCGCCUUGAAAAAAGGAAAGCUCUGCUUUUGUUGCCGAACCAGGAGGUUUUCCUUCUUCACUUGGUCCUAUACUUGUCAGUUCUGUAAGAGGCCAGUGUGCUCACAGUGUUGCAAAAAGAUGCGGCUGCCAUCCAAGCCAUACUCCACUCUUCCUAUCUUUUCACUGGGACCUUCUGCUCUGCAAAGAGGGGAAAGUAGUACGAGGUCAGAUAAACCCUCCACUGCUCAUCAUCGGCCACUUCGGAGCAUUGCCAGGUUCUCCUCAAAAUCUAAGUCUAUGGACAAAUCCGAUGAAGAACUCCAGUUUCCCAAAGAGUUGAUGGAGGACUGGAGCACCAUGGAGGUGUGUGUGGACUGCAAGAAGUUCAUUUCGGAAAUCAUCAGUUCAAGCCGGCGCAGUCUGGUGUUGGCCAACAAAAGGGCCCGUUUGAAAAGGAAAACGCAGUCUUUCUACAUGUCCUCGCCAGGCCCCUCGGAGUACUGCCCUUCGGAGAGGACGAUCAGUGAGAUCUGAGCCUCGUGCCUUUCAGCUGCCUUUGUGCUCAGAGUCAGUGUCCGUGCGCAAGAACACUGAGCCGGGCUGGCUCUCCUUUCUGUGGUUUUAUUUAAUAGGCUUGAAUUUGCAUUAGAUCAGAUUUUUGCUGCAUCACAUUAUUCCACAGACUGAAUGCUGUGUUCAUAUCGAUUGACGAUAUGUGACAGGUCCGCCAAUUGCUUGUUUGCACUGAGAGAGAACAGUUUGAAACUUGCUUUUGUGUGUGUGUGUGUGUGGCUUUGGAAGCCAGUAACUCCUUCCUUGGUUCAGUUCUUUACUAUUCCUCGAAUAAUCUCCUGACUAAGGCAAAAAGAAGCUUCUCCUGUGAGAACCAGUCUAACAGAGAUGCCGAUGUCAGCACAGCCCUAAGCAGUAAGUCAUAUUGGCAUUUCCAUGUGACUGUGUUUCUAUCCCGUGUACAGAGAGAUCUAGAGCCCUACAACGCCAGGACCUGGGGGCUCACAGCACAGAACCUAGAAGCACCUGCUGACACUUUCCAACGGAUUUUUGAAUUACUGUUGCUUGGAGAUGAAAAUUACAUAAGGGACUUUAUGCCUGCAUUCUAGUGCAAAACAUCUGAAGAGCUGUACACCCUCAAGGGUGACUAUUUCCCCUGAGUGGCCGUGUUGUCCCAGUGCCCUGGAUCAGUAUCUCCUGAGUGGGCGACAGGUCUUCAUUUCCUAUCUUGAAUGUAUUAUGGUUACUAAUAGUUUUAUAAUGGCGGUCUAAGAAUUAAAGUUUUAUGGGAGUUUCAGGACAAA